Molecule: messenger RNA, 2786 nt
Organism: Manis javanica (Malayan pangolin)
Lineage: Eukaryota; Metazoa; Chordata; Mammalia; Pholidota; Manidae
Gene: RFX4
Product: regulatory factor X4
Biological process (GO): regulation of transcription by RNA polymerase II
Molecular function (GO): RNA polymerase II cis-regulatory region sequence-specific DNA binding; DNA-binding transcription factor activity, RNA polymerase II-specific
Source: RefSeq, a predicted model, not a curated record
ACGGCCCCAUCUGACGAGCGGCCAUUCAUCAGGCCGGCUGGCCUAUCAAUGACAUUGCUCCCAUCGGGGCUCCUAUAAAAUGAUGCUUUUUCCCAUGAAACAUCCGCAAACAUUUUGACGGGUUUGGCUUUGCCCGGCUGGAUUACCGAGGGUCCCCUCGCUCGGUCGCUCGCUCUGUCUCCCCCUUCUCCGCGCGCUCUCCCCUCUCGCUCUCUCUUCUUUCUCUCUUCUUUUCUCUUUCUUUCUUUCCUUUCCUCCUUUAUUCUCUCGCCCUUGCACCCUCCGCGGCCCUCUCGCUUUCUCCCCUCCUCACUCCCCUUCUCGCUGGGCAUCUCUGGCACGGGGGAUUCCCAAACAUCAGGAUUUUGGGGGGCGCCUGUGCUGUCCAUGGGAAGAGCAUGCACUGUGGGUUACUGGAGGAACCCGACAUGGAUUCCACAGAGAGCUGGAUUGAAAGAUGUCUCAACGAAAGUGAAAACAAACGUUAUUCCAGCCACACAUCUCUGGGGAAUGUUUCUAAUGAUGAAAAUGAGGAAAAAGAAAAUAAUAGAGCAUCCAAGCCCCACUCCACUCCUGCUACUCUGCAAUGGCUGGAGGAGAACUAUGAGAUUGCAGAAGGGGUCUGCAUUCCUCGCAGUGCCCUCUACAUGCACUACCUGGAUUUCUGCGAGAAGAAUGACACGCAGCCUGUCAACGCUGCCAGCUUUGGGAAGAUCAUAAGGCAGCAGUUCCCUCAAUUAACCACCAGAAGACUCGGGACCAGAGGACAGUCAAAGUACCAUUACUACGGCAUCGCAGUGAAGGAAAGCUCUCAGUACUAUGACGUGAUGUAUUCCAAGAAAGGAGCUGCCUGGGUGAGCGAGACGGGCAAGAAAGAAGUGAGCAAGCAGACGGUGGCGUAUUCCCCUCGGUCCAAGCUCGGGACGUUGCUGCCAGAGUUUCCAAAUGUCAAAGAUCUCAAUCUGCCAGCCAGUCUGCCUGAAGAGAAGGUUUCUACCUUUAUUAUGAUGUACAGAACACACUGUCAGAGAAUACUGGACACUGUAAUAAGAGCCAACUUUGAUGAGGUUCAAAGUUUCCUCCUGCACUUUUGGCAAGGAAUGCCCCCCCACAUGCUGCCCGUGCUGGGCUCCUCCACGGUGGUGAACAUCGUCGGCGUGUGCGACUCCAUCCUCUACAAAGCUAUCUCCGGCGUGCUGAUGCCCACCGUGCUGCAGGCGCUACCUGACAGCUUAACUCAGGUGAUCCGAAAGUUUGCCAAGCAGCUGGAUGAAUGGCUAAAAGUGGCUCUCCAUGACCUUCCAGAAAAUUUGCGAAACAUCAAGUUUGAGUUGUCAAGAAGGUUUUCUCAAAUUCUGAGACGGCAAACAUCACUCAAUCAUCUUUGCCAGGCAUCUCGGACAGUGAUCCACAGUGCAGACAUCACAUUCCAAAUGCUGGAAGACUGGAGGAACGUGGACCUCAACAGCAUCACCAAGCAGACCCUCUACACCAUGGAAGACUCUCAUGAUGAGCACCGGAAACUCAUCAUCCAGUUGUAUCAGGAGUUUGACCACCUCCUGGAGGAGCAGUCUCCCAUCGAGUCCUACAUCGAGUGGCUGGACACCAUGGUGGACCGAUGUGUUGUGAAGGUGGCUACCAAGAGACAAGGGUCCCUGAAGAAAGUGGCCCAGCAGUUCCUUCUGAUGUGGUCCUGCUUUGGCACAAGGGUGAUCCGGGACAUGACGCUGCAUAGUGCCCCCAGCUUUGGAUCCUUUCACCUAAUUCACUUGAUGUUUGAUGACUACGUGCUCUACCUGCUAGAAUCCCUGCACUGUCAGGAGCGGGCCAACGAGCUCAUGCGAGCCAUGAAGGGAGAAGGAAGCACUGCAGAAGUCCAAGAAGAGAUUAUCUUGACAGAGGCUGCCCCGCCAACCCCUUCACCAGUGCCAUCAUUUUCUCCAGCAAAAUCUGCCACCUCUGUGGAAGUGCCACCUCCCUCCUCCCCUGUCAGCAACCCGUCCCCAGAGUACACUGGCCUCAGCACUACAGGACCGAUGCAGUCAUACACGUGGUCUCUAACGUACACGGUGACAACAGCGGCCGGGUCCCCAGCUGAAAACUCCCAGCAGCUGCCCUGUAUGAGGAAUUCUCACGUGCCUUCGUCCUCUGUCACACACAGGAUACCAGUUUACCACCACAGAGAGGAGCACGGAUACCCAGGAAGCUACGACUACGGGAGCUAUGGCACCCAGCACCCUCCGGCCAUGCAGAGCCAGUACCCGGGCCUCCCCCACGACACGGCCGUCUCUGGGCCGCUCCACUACGCCCCUUACCACAGGGGCUCUGCACAGUAUCCUUUCAAUAACCCCACAACCCGGAUGGAACCCUGUCUGAUGAGCAGUACUCCAAGACUGCAUCCUACCCCAGUCACCCCCCGAUGGCCAGAGAUGCCCACAGCCAACGCGUGCUACACAAGCCCAUCUGUGCAUUCCACGAGAUACGGAAACGCCAGUGACAUGUACACACCCCUGACGACACGCAGGAAUUCCGAUUACGAGCACAUGCAACACUUUCCUGGCUUUGCUUACAUCAAUGGAGAGGCCUCCACAGGAUGGGCUAAAUGACUGUUAUUGUAGGAAUCCAUAUUUAAUAUUAAUAAUAAUUAUUAAUAAUAAUAAUAACCCCCAAACCACCCCCCAGAAGACUUUAUCUCUAUACAUCAUAGCUCAUGGACUAUUCCUAGGCGUCCGCUUUCCUAAUGAAUGUGAGGCUGGGAUUCAGCGUCGGGAGAAUAAACUUCUGUU